AUGAGCGCAUCGAAGAUAACUAAAAGUAACCCACGUAAGUACCUCAAGAUUGUGAAGAACAAACUUCAAAACAAACGUGAAAUUUAUGUUAGGUUUCUUCAGGUCAUGACUGCUUACUCAGCUCAGAGAAUUGAUCCAAGUGGUGUAAAAUCAGUGGUUAAAGAACUCUUCAAAGAGGACCAAGAGCCGAUAUCAGGUUUCAAUACAUUCUUGCCAAAGGGUUUUGAAAUAAAACCCGAGUGUGACCAAAAUGGUUUCAAAAUAAAACUCGAGUGUGAACAAACUCCACCAAAGAAGUAUGUUGAUAUUGAGUAUUCAGAAGCUCUUGAUUUUGUCAGAAAAGUUAAGGAUGAUGACCGUAUAUACAAAUCAUUUGUAACUAUUAUGGACAUGUACAAAAAGAAAAACAAGAGCCUUGACGAAGUCUGUCGUGAGGUAUAUAUGUGUGUAUACCUACUACAAUAUUAA
Messenger RNA from Arabidopsis thaliana (thale cress), 468 nucleotides. RefSeq names its product Paired amphipathic helix (PAH2) superfamily protein. Bases 1 to 468 code for a protein of 155 amino acids. Lineage: Eukaryota; Viridiplantae; Streptophyta; Magnoliopsida; Brassicales; Brassicaceae. The record is from RefSeq and is marked reviewed. The transcript is spliced from 3 exons. Gene Ontology annotation, biological process: negative regulation of DNA-templated transcription; regulation of DNA-templated transcription. Gene Ontology annotation, molecular function: transcription corepressor activity. Gene Ontology annotation, cellular component: nucleus.